Rattus norvegicus (Norway rat) is the source of this 569-nucleotide messenger RNA. The record is from RefSeq and is a predicted model, not a curated record. NCBI's taxonomy places the organism in Eukaryota, Metazoa, Chordata, Mammalia, Rodentia, Muridae.
GCGCGCGCGUCCGCGGAGGCCCGGCCUGUGAGGGCUCCGGAUCCCGCUGUAAGGAUUGUUAAAAAUGAGUCUGCGGAAGCAAACCCCUAGUGACUUCUUAAAGCAGAUCAUCGGGCGCCCAGUUGUGGUGAAAUUAAACUCUGGCGUGGAUUACCGAGGGGUCCUGGCCUGCCUGGAUGGCUACAUGAAUAUAGCAUUGGAACAGACAGAGGAGUAUGUAAACGGACAGCUGAAGAAUAAGUAUGGAGACGCAUUCAUCCGCGGAAACAAUGUGCUGUACAUAAGUACACAGAAGAGGCGGAUGUGAAGACGCCAGGAGAGAGGCACUGCUCUUCAGCGAUGGAUAUAUGAUCACUCUUAUGAUCUUGGUGGCCUGUUUUUGUGGUGGCUGGUGGGGGUUUUGUUUUCUUUUGUUUUUUUAAUUGACAUCAGAAUAAGAUAGAGGUAUUACAUUACAGAUUGAAUCUUAAGCUUUUCACAUUUGUUUCAUUGCUUAUUAUUUCUGCCUGUACAGAUGCUAAAAUUAAAACAGUUUGUUUCUCAAGAAAAAAAAAAAAAAAAAAAGAAAA